Messenger RNA from Sphenostylis stenocarpa, 398 nucleotides. The record is from the annotation of a GenBank genome assembly. Lineage: Eukaryota; Viridiplantae; Streptophyta; Magnoliopsida; Fabales; Fabaceae.
GGUUUGGAGAUACGAGUCAAAAAGCUGCAAUAACACAUAUUCUAGUUACCACGGAAGCAAGUGCCUGUGUCAAUUGGCUUAUUCAAAAAAUAAUUAAUGCUUACAGUCGCCCAACUUUUGAAAAUAUUGGAUUGAUCCUUCAUUUGGCACUGCAUGAACCUCAACUGCAACACAUGCAUGCCAAAGACAGAGGGAUAAACAUUGUUGUCCUCUCAUGUGCACCCUCAUCAAUUACACGCAAAACAAGUGCAGUAUUCCUCUUGGUGGAGCAGAUUCGUGUUGGUUUUCUCAAACUAUUUCUGAUCCAAACUCUACAAUUUGACAAACGAAAAUAUGAUUUGAACCGAACACAAGAAACACACAUACCCAAUGAAACUGGGCCGAUAACCAUGUUAAAA